GGAUUAUAGGACUCUGGAGUGAGGGUCGUGCCGUUCAGUUCCGUUCAGCUUUUGCUUCAUACCACGCGUUAAACUUGUCUAUAUACUUACAUAUACAAUAUUUAUAUUUAUAUCAUAUUAUGUGUCAUUAUUAUUGACUUUUUUUUAAAUUAACAAUUAAAUUAUCAUUUUUUUUUUAUAAAGUUAUUUUAGUAGUGUUUGUAUAUAAAGAAGGAAAAAAUUAAGUUCUAUUGUUAUCACAUGUUUACGUUUGUUUGACGUAAAUUUACUAGUUGCCGGCAAUAAACAGGAUAAUUAGUAUGAACAACUUUUGGAUAACUAAUAACCUUAGUCGGACAUCUAUCUGUGCAUUAAUUUGCACAUCCCUUGUAGUCAUUACUCAAAUUAAAGAAAGUAAUCAACUUAUAAUAAAUUCAAUCAAUGUACCGCCAUUAUUGAGAGAAGGUGAAGCAGACUAUGUUAUAUUAGACUGUGAUUAUGAUUUAGAAAAUAUAUCAAGUAAUGGAUUAGCUGUUAAAUGGUAUUUCAAUGAUGAUAAUGUCGAAUAUCAAUGGAUAUAUGGAAAUGAACCUCAAGCCGAUCCAAGUGCUAGUCAUAUAGAUCUUGGAUAUAAAGCCAGUGAUGAUCCUUAUACCAUGUAUCGGGCUAUGAAAUUAAAUAAUCCAACAAUUAAUUUAACUGGAAACUACAGAUGUGCAGUAUUUACUUAUCAAGAUGAACAGAUUGCCGAUGCAAAUAUGAUUGUUUACUCGACAGAAGAAAAAUUUGAUUUAAAGUCUAGGAAGAAAAUUAUUGAGGGUAAAGAAGGAGUGGAAUUUACAUGUUUCGCAGAGGGAUUGUAUCCACAGCCAACAAUGGAUAUUUAUAUCAAUGAUGUAAUUGUUAAUGAUACAAUAAAACCUGAUUUGACGAUGCGAAAUGACAGCAAAUAUGAUAUUAUGAUGCAAGUUGUUGCAAAAAACGAGGAUUUACCAGAUGAAGCACUCGUUAAAUGUAGUUUAUCAAUUCCUACAGCCAAUUAUACUAUUCCACGAGAAUUAAUAUACAUGUCUGGAACGCCAACCAGUACGCCUUCUGUUACAACCAAUCUACUAAGAAAAAUGGAGAUCCAGGCAAUAAACAGCUCUGAACCAGAUACUGACAAUGGUGGUGGUACUGCUUCAAAACCUUUGCUGAGUCUAACUCUCGUUUUUAUUACUUUAUUUACGAACAUCUGUUACCACUGAUACUCAUUUUUUUUAGAUUCAAUUAAAAGGAUUCAUAAAAAUGACAUCUCACCCUGGAUAAUUGUUCACCACUUGGAUGCUGAAAAAAUAAUAAACUAUUUUUUGAAUCGAUUGAACGAUUCAUUUCAAAUACGCUAAAUAUUUUUUAAAAUCAAAGUUAAAAACCAAAAAAAAAAAUCUAUAUUUAUUACCAAAUGUAAAAAAAAAAAAAAAGAGAAAACGAUAAAUUAGAAGCCUGUAAAAUCUUUAAAAAAGGAAUUUUACCAAAGAAAUAUUAGUUUAGGAUUUUAAUAACUAUUAAUUAUUCAUGAAUAACUUAUAGAAGAUUUAAUUAUCGAAUGUAAAUAUUAAUUAUACUUAGCAAUAACAUACAAACACACAUACACAUCUACAAUAAUUAAUCAAAUAUUAUAAUUGUCGUUAUAAUUUGCCAUACACGACAGUGUAUGAUUCAAUAAUAUGAUGAAACUUUAAAUUGAAUAAUAAUUAUUAUUAUUAAUAAAAAAAAAACUGAAAUGCGCUUGGAUUAUAUUGAGAGUCAUCAUUCAAUUAAAUCGAUUAAUGAAUCACGUACUCAUCAUUUAUAAUGACGUAUUUAAGCUCAGGCGAUUGCAGUAAAAAACUGUAAAACUUCAAUAUGAUCCUUUAAUAUUGUUUUCUUUUAAAAUUUUAAUACAAGCAACAAAUUUACACGGAAAAAUUUUUUAACUAAAACAAUAUCUAAGUAUUUACAAUAAUAGUUUUUGGAAAAUCAAUCAAACAUAUUAAAUCUCACAAUAAUUCAAAACGUGUAUUUUUAAAAUGUGAUUAAAAAAAAAUGAAAAAUCAACCUAGUCUUGUAUAACUUGUUAUGUACAAAUAAGUAUAAAAAUAUAGUGUAUAUAUAAUACAAAUCGAAAUCUGUAAUAAAACAAUUGUUUUUAUUUAUCCAAUAAGAUUCUUUAGAAUUAUCAUAAAAAAGAUUCAAGAUCAGUUAAAAGAAUUAUUAAAAUUAAUAUAUAUUUGAGUUUAUAAAUUGAUGAAAUUUAAAUACUGUUUACUUUUACAAUGCCACUUAUUUAUUAAACUUGUCUAGUAGCA
This is a messenger RNA of Microplitis demolitor, 2306 nucleotides long. RefSeq lists its product as uncharacterized. Bases 300 to 1226 code for a protein of 308 amino acids. The record is from RefSeq and is a predicted model, not a curated record. The transcript has 7 exons. NCBI's taxonomy places the organism in Eukaryota, Metazoa, Arthropoda, Insecta, Hymenoptera, Braconidae.